Messenger RNA from Pipra filicauda (Wire-tailed manakin), 1160 nucleotides. RefSeq lists its product as uncharacterized. NCBI's taxonomy places the organism in Eukaryota, Metazoa, Chordata, Aves, Passeriformes, Pipridae. Gene Ontology annotation, biological process: protein monoubiquitination; protein polyubiquitination. Gene Ontology annotation, molecular function: metal ion binding; ubiquitin protein ligase activity. The transcript has a single exon. The record is from RefSeq and is a predicted model, not a curated record. The coding region runs from base 63 to 989 and encodes 308 amino acids.
CAGUGCCUGUGAGUGGGAGCAGCUCCUGGUCCUCAGCUCCCCCCCACGUGCUGGGACCAGACAUGGCCACGGAGACACAGUGGAGCUGCCCCAUCUGCCACAACACUCGGAAUGAUGUGGCUUCCAUUCUGCCCUGCCGCCACCAGUUCUGCCUGGGCUGCAUCCUGCGGUGGGCAAAGACAACCCCAGCGUGCCCACUCUGCAGCAGGCCAGUGGAGACUGUCAGGUUCUCUGAGCGGGGUGAGCAGGAUUACAUCCAGUUUGAAAUCACAGCCCCCAAGGAGCAAACGGAGACCAACCACCAGGCAAGGAGAGCUCGCUUCUGCCUGGCUGAGAACAGCCCCCAGCGCCCUGUGGUGCCCAGUCUACCUUCUCCACAGGGAACACUGUCCCCAGCUGGACAGGAGGAUGCAGGGACAGAGCCCGUGGGUGGCAUCCUGCCUGAGGUGUGGGCAGCACUUUUCCGUUGCCGACAGCACCUCCUGGACCCUGCACGGUCCUGGCUGCGCCAGAGGCUGGCUGCACUCUACGGGGAGCAGUGGUGGAGGGUAGAGGCUGCAGAGGGAUCCAUCCUGCACGGCCUCUGCACCUGCGGGCUGCAUGCUGAGGUCCUGGUGGAGGUGCUGGAGCCCCUUCUCAGCAGGCACACAGCACCACUGAUCCAUGACAUCAUCAGUGUCAUCGUGAGCCAGUGCAGCCAGGAGGCACAGAGGCUGCAGGGCUUCCAUCACACCAGAAACGAGGACAACAGGCCUGCGGCCAGUGCCGGCUCCAGCAGCUCCCAGGACAGAACUCCCACCAGCAGCCCUGCAGGCUCCAAGGUGGAGGAGGGAGCUGGUACAUCACGCACUGGCCUCCAAGGGAGUCCCAGCUGCCCCAGAGCUGUGCCUGAUCCUGCAGAGCAGGACCAGCGCCAGGAGGGGCUGGAGCAGCCAGAGGGGGCAGGUCCCUGUGCCCAGGGCAGCAGCCACAGCCCUUCUGCUCCUUGACAGGGCAGGGACUACUCACCCAGGGGAUCCCAGCAACCCUCAAAGAGGAGGGUCCCUAGCCCUCAGGAUUCUCCUUAGCCGAGCAAGAGGUGGCCUCGCAGGUGGCAGCAGCAGGGCUCCAGAAACUCUUUAGCCAAGCAGAAGCAAAUAAAUUACUAUUUCCCUGACAAA